Molecule: messenger RNA, 39009 nt
Organism: Cinara cedri
Lineage: Eukaryota; Metazoa; Arthropoda; Insecta; Hemiptera; Aphididae
Source: the annotation of a GenBank genome assembly
AUGGCAAUAACAGAACGGUUUAUAACUACUUGUUCACCUCAAAUUAAAGGAUCUUAUAAAACAAAUAAAACAGGUGUAUAGAAUGAAAAAUGUGAUAAAUAUAUUGAGUCACAUACAAGGGAUGAUAAUCACUGAUCUAGGGCAUUAAUUUGGUCUCGGUGAAUAUUAAUAAAUGGUAAAUAAAAUAUCAAAGGGGCAUAACAAGAAUAGCCAAGUAAAUCUCUAGAUUAAAAAUAUUCAUAUAACAUAAAACUAUGGAAGAAAUAGGAAUAGUAAAUUUUAAAAUCGAAUUUUCUUGAAAUUUAAAAUGUGUAACUAUUCUUGAUAUUUCUCUAGGUUCCUAAAUAGAAUAUGUUUAAUAUAUAUUAUUAAUUAAAUAAUUAAAAUUUAAAAAGGUUGCAUACAAAUAUAACAAUUGUUAAUAUUUCUUAACAGUCGAAUUAAUAAAAUAUGGCCUUAAUCCUAGUAAGUUUAUUCAUUGUAUCUUAUUAUAAAAUAAAAUUCUUGUAUAGAUUCAAAGUUAAUACUGUUGAUUUGUUGAGUAUUAUUAUUAUAUGGAUUUUUAAAUCAAAUUGUUUCAAGACAGCUUGAAAAAAUAAAAUUGUUUACACAAAACUUAUAAUUUUAAAAUAUUUAAUUUUGAUGAUAAAAAAAGCUGUCCUAGGAUAAUGGGGACGGGUGCAAUCACUAUUAUAGAUAGUAGGAAAUUAGUAGAGGGAAAACUUAAUGUAUAUUUAUAAGCAACAACAAACCAUUGUUAACGAUAAAAUAAUUCUGAACGGAGUUUCAGUUGAUAGUGUUACUUUGUCAACAAUAUACGAGUAUGUUAUAUUAUGGUAAAAUGAAUAUUACAUAUGCAUAAAAUAUUUUCUUUAAUAUUAUUUGUAUAAUAUUUUCUUGUUUUUUUUUACGUUUUUCCCGGUUUUAACAUAUUUUUCCUUGUUUUUCCCAUUUAUUGGGAAAACUCCUGAGACAAUCAAAAAAAAUGAUCACCCUAAAGUACCCCAGUCCAAUUCCUUUCAGAAAAAGUAUUAUUAUUGUAAAUCAAAGUGAUAUCUGUGAACAACUUUUCUACUAGCGAUUUUUCUCCGAUUUUCAACAUGAGAAAAACCGGAAAAAACCGUAGGAAAAUCAAGAAAAUGUACGCAAUUUAUUAUGUUUAAAAUAAUUUUAUUUUUAUUUUGUUUUGUUUUGCUUCAGUGAAAUAUAUUUAUAGAGAUUUGAAGUUUGAACAAAAAACUUAAAUUUGCUUUUUCUAGACGUGGUCAAAAUUUCAAAAUAUUAUUUGUAGCAUAUUAGACUGUCAUAUUGGUGUAAAAUAGGUACAAUAGUAUUAAACAAAUAUUAUUAAGGAAAAUAUAUUAUGCAUGUUAUGUUAUUAUUUUAUUAUAAUAUAACAUAUACAUUGUUGACAAAGCACACGAUUAACCGAGCUCAGAAUCGUUUUUUGUUAGUAAUUGUUAAUCAUUGCGUAAAGGUGUACAUUAAAUUUCUCCUCUACUUUCCUAAAUUAUUAUCUACAACAGUAGUCCAACCAUCGUACGAAGCAUGCCCGUCUUUUUUUAAAUUUAAAACUCGAAUAAUUAUUGCAGACAUGUUUAUCUAUGUCGACAUAAUGAAAUUUCACCAUUUUUUUUAUAGUGGUAAAGUAAAUAGCAAAAUGGUAGUAUUGUAUUACUAUAUAAUUUGAUUAAUUUUUAUUUUGCAAAGAAUAUUUUUAUUAUAUAAAACAAAUGGGUGAAAAUUGUAUUCUAGUGAUGGAGCUCUGCUGAUCAUUUAUUUUUUAUUUUAUUUUUUACUAUCUAAAAGUAAAAUUCUUACUAUAAACGCUUCUAUAAAAUCUAUACACACACUCAUAUAUAUAUAAUAUUAGGUAAGUAUAUAGAUUAAUGUGUUAUAAUUCAUUUUAGUAAACGAUGGAUUAGACAAUUACGCUAUUGUGUGGAGUAAGAAAAGUAAGAAAAAUUAGUUUUAAAAUCUACCUACCUACCUAUAGCAUGCACCACCGUAAUUUCCUGAUGAUCACUAUCAUUUUUUAAAUUAUUUUUCUCCUACUCUCUUUGUAUUUCAACACUACUUGUAAGUCCGAGUACUGAGUACGAAGCGGUAAUCUAGCUGAACUGUGUAUUGAAUUAAUCUCCUAUUGUAGCUGACAGGGACAAAUGUAGAAUCUUGGAAAGUAACCUCGCAGACUAUAGAAUUCCAAAAUUGUUUAUAGACAGAUUUUAUUUUUACGGAUUAUAAAAAUCCGAAAAAUAACUAACCAUACUUUCAUGAACCGUUUUCUUCUGAAAAAAUUAUUUAGGUGAACCGUACAGUCCUGUGGAAAUCCUAAAAUAUAAACCCACAACCGUAUUGUUGUGAAUCGUAUACUUCCGGAAUCCAAAUUUUUAGUAACCCUAACGCUUAACUUUCUAAGGAUUUUCAAAUAGCCAUACAAAUGUAACGACAUGCAAACAUGUAUACAGAGUGUCCCACAAAAAUAUACUCAUUUUAAUACCUCAUUUAAAUACGGAGAUAAUAAAGAAAAUCAAAUUCUGUUUUUUUAUAUAUUGCACACAGGGAUAACAACGAAAAAUAUUUAUAUUUUAAUUAAUUGUUAUGUUUUGGUAAAAAAAACUAAAAAAAUGAAUUUUUAUUUCAUUAUUUUUGAAAAAUUUGAAGAAAACUAUAGGGUUAUAGUUUUUCCUUCUGGAGAUUUUGAGUUUUCUACUUUGAUUUUCAUUAAAUUUGUGAUUUUUAAUAAUUUUUUAAAGUUCAAACAAAUUUAGGUAUUAUUACUUUUAUUAUUAUAGCUAAUAAUUGGUUGUACACUCUUAUAUUUUGAAUGUAACAAAGGAUGUAUUAGUUUUACAAUGAUGUUUAUUAUUAUUCUUUUUUUUUUUAUCAGUGAACAUUUUUCCUACCAGCAAUUUUGCUCCGAUUUAAAACGAUAGCACUUUUUCUGAAAGGAAAUUUUACUCGUAAUACUUAAGUGAGGUCAUUUUUUGAUUUUCUCUGGACUUUUCCCAAUAAAUGGGAAAUGUUUAAUGGUUGAGUACAGAUAUACAAUACAUUUCCCUUCUACUACCUUCUAGUUUUUUCACCUACAGGCUACAACAGUGGCCCACUCACGUGUGAAGUAUGACAGUCUUUUUUUUUGUAAAAAGUUUUCUACCAGAAAUAGCGGAAACAGCUUUUCCGUGUAAUUAUAUGUUACAGUUUGCGAUAAAAUAUUAAAAUUAAUCUAGCUUGAAUUACUUAAUAAUUAAUGGUGCGUGUGUGUGUCUGUUCUAUAGAUAAUUAAAAUCGGCCGAUUACCAUAAUCUUACAUGGCCGGCAUACGCACCCAAGCUCCGAUGCUACUUUCCAUUAUUCAGCAUAUUGUUAACUUUUCCAGAUUUUCUCCUAUGAAAACUAUAUCAUCUGAAAACAUUUUGCGCCAUAGUAACUCGCAUUUAAUUUCCUUCGUAACUUCAUCCUUUACAAUAGAAAACAGGUGAAGGCUCGUGGCAAACCCUGAUGCACAACUACUUCAACCUCAAAAUCGUCCAUUUUUCCACACACACAUUUUACAUUCGUAUUUGUAUCUCAUAUUCUCUAUUAAAUCUAUAUGCGACUUCGGACCUCGUUUUUUUAAAUUACGCAAAUAUUAGGAUUUCUCUUGGAAUCUCUUGUUAUAUGUCUAGACAUAUAACAUACGAUAAAUGUAAUUUUUUGUCGGGGUUAAAAGGUUAAUACAUAUUCUACUAAUAAAUAAUAAUUUACCUAAACAAUUAUGUUUAUGUAAAGCUUUACGCCCGUCGACCAUGGUUUUGUGAUUGACAGUAGCAAAUCAGUCAGGACAUAUUUUUGCUAUUUUAAAGUUUAUAAUAAUCAUAUUAUGUAAUUUACAUAUUUAUUAUUUUUGUCAAUUAUUUAGAAACUGAGUUUUUCAAUUGCACAGAAGGUAAACUAUGUAUACAAUUUAUAUUUGGCGAUAGACUAUAUUAUAAUAUUUAAAUGAAAUAAUAUAAGAAGGUUACGGGCGAACGAUAAUAGUAGUCCAUUUUUUUCAAUUUUGAGACAAUAAUAGUAAUAGUACUAUUUAAAGGUGUUUUUAGACUAUUAUUUAAUAUUAAGUUCCAGGUUUCCAGGUUUCAGUUGGAUAAUAUUAAAAGUAAAUAUUGGAUGAACUGGUUAAAAAAUAAUUUAAUCCGUGCAAUUGAAAAAAUGUAUUUUUCGCUGAACAAUUUUCAAAAAUGAACUACUCCUAAAAAAUAAAUACUCCUUUUGUGCCUUUCAUAUACUUCAACCAUAAAUUCAUUGAUACAAUUCAUGCAUAUUGAUAUUUAAUAUAUUCAUUAUGCAUGAAGUCAGUGGCGCACUCAAGCAUUUUUAAUGGGAAGGGAUGUAGCAAAUAAGAAUUGUGAAUAAAUUGUAAAACCGUCAUCUCCAUACAACUUGAUUAUGGCAAUUGGUAAUUUAAAGGCCGGAUACUAAAAAAGCCAUUUUCCUAUAAAUACAUUAAGCUUUUCCUUGUAACUUGGCUAAAAUAUAUGCAUUUCAAUAUUAACUUACUCAUACUUUUUUUGUAUUUUUAAGUCAACGAGGAGGGGAUAUAACCUCUUAACCUCCUCUCUCUUGCGCACGCCAUUGCAUGCAAUACUUUUUCUUCUCCUUUGACUUCAUUUCAACUAUUUAGGAACGACGAUUUUUUUUUUUUAUUAACGUCUUCAUCGGAACAAUUUUUAGCAUACUGUAAUAAACUUUCUCAAAAUCGGUUUUCUUUUUAUUUUUAUUUUAACUUAUGUAGAUUUAAGCAAAUCUUCUCAAAUUUUUGAUUGGACUAAACUCGGCGUUUUUUUCUUUUUCAUUACUGUUGCAGUUCACCAAAAUGACUGACUAGACCUAUCACCUAUUAGACCUUGUUUCCAUGAAAUACUUUCCAACUUCUCUCUCUUGGAUAAUACUCAUUCAGUUUCUCGAAAAACUACUCCCAUAUCUCUUUUAGAUCCUUUAAUACCCUUUUAUCUUCACUUUUUAUACAAUAUACACUUUACAAGAUUGUCCUCGUCUGGAAAAUGGUGCUAAAAUUAGGCGGCCGGAUCACGAAUUGAACCCGAGUCUUUCACUUACUAAGGAAAGGCUCUACCACUGAGUUACCUGAUACCUAACUUUUAACACUAUUCCUGCCGUACUUGAGUGGUUAAACGUGCCAGAUUCGGGCAGGUUGGUGAAGCAGCCGCGUAUAUGGUUGAAGGCAAAACGUGGCAUGUAGGAGACGUGUCAUGCCUCUCUCCUUAUAUUUAAUUUUCUAUCAUUCCACGUACCUAUUACUUUAUAUCCAUAUCUCGUACUCUGAUGUGAGUUCAGCCUAGAAUAUAGUAGCGAUGUCCCUACACUGUUAACACUACAUGAGUUGAGUAAGUCUUAACUGAUGGAACAGCGACCACACUUACUGUUCGAUGGUACCACACACUCCAUCGCUUAGAUCUCCUUCACCUCUAGCUAUGAAGAUUUCUCUCAUUUUUUGGGGUGAGCCAAAUAGCUUAAAUUGUGUUUAGGACUCUAGAUCCUGUUUGAUAGUAAUUUUAAAUCGACUAUCAACUUUACGCAAACUUAUUUGUCGCAUUAUAUGACAGGUUAAAAACAAGGUUUUUUUUUAGGUUUUAAAAAAUAAAUAUUAAUAAAAAAAAUAAAAAAAAAAAGGUCAACUCGUAGUUACAAGUUUUUAAAACACUUUUUGUAAUUACAUUAUUAUUAUUGUUAUCAUUCUUAUCAUUAUUCAUUACCUAAAAAUUACUUUUUAUCUACCUUAAUCAACUAUUAAUUGAGAAUUAACAAGAGUUAAUAAUAACUGUGCAGCCACCAGCCGUUAAUGUAGUUUGUUCAACUUUCAAUGUGUUUAUUUCAUGUAUAAAGGGUAACCGUCGUUUUCAAAACAUUUAAAGUUUAAUUAAACAGAAUUUAAAUAUAUUUUUAAAUCACAACUUAACAUUUAAGGCUGACAGUCAAAUAUUUAGUUAAAAAAUUCAUGUUAAUAGGUUAUAACGUAAAGAUGGAAAUUAUUUUUUUGAGCUCGUAGCCUUGAGCCUUGAGCUCAUACCACACGUGCUCUUAGUGUAAAAACGUCACCAUAAGUAAUAUCAAAAUACCAAAGAGGAGCCGACGAAAUAUGUCUAGCUCCCACUAAUGUAAUUAAUUAAGUAUUCAUAUACUUUAUACGGCACGUUUAAAGAAAGCAAUUUGUUUAAAUUUGUGUGACCUUUUUUAAAAUGUAUAUAUAACCCUUUCCCUCGUAUUAAUUGAUUUUCCUAGUUUUCAUAGUAAUUGGUAAAAACUAGGGAAAAUCGUAGAAAAAACGGGAAAAUUUAAGAAGCAUAUAAUUUUUAAAUCGUAAAUAUGACGGCCUUUCAAAACAUGUAUAACCGCUUAGAAUCGUUUUUCUUUAACAAUGAUAAUUCUUUGCGUACAGAUAUACAUUAAAUUUCCCUUCUAUCUUCCCAACUUCUCACUCAACAUAUGUUGUGUUAUUGUAAACACUAUAUUGUUAUAAAUUAUGGUAUUAUUCAAUUGAAAAUUUAAUAAAAACGAAAAUUUCCAACACAAACCUCACGGUCAUAUUGUACUCGUACUUUGUAGUUUUUAUUAUAAUUAUUAUCAUUAUUAUUAUUUUUAUUAUAUUAUUGUGAAAUACAGAGUGUUCCAUUGUUGUCUACAGAUUUUUAUUGAGCUAUUAAAUAUUUACUUUUUUUAAAUUUUUAUUUUUUACGCAAUUAUAAUUAUUAUGUAGGGGAUUGUAUGAAAAUUGUGAAAAUGGUGAUACAAAUUUAUUUAAAUUGCUUUUUUUAACUAUGUCGUAUAAAAUAUAUGAAUAAUUAAUUAUUUACAUUAGUUAGGGUCUGUAGACAAAUGACGUCAGCCCCUUUUUAUGUAUUAUAUUAUUAUAUGAUAUUACUCAACUAGUGUCGAACAAAUUCUAAAAACUGUCAAACAAAUUCAUACAAAUGACGUACAAAAUAUUUGAAUACGAAUUUUCGAGAAUUUCAUGGGUGGGGGGGUUCGGGCCAUAUGCUUAUCAUCGUUAUUAAUCAUUCAUAUAAAUUAGAUAUUUUAUAAUAGUAUAUACGAGUAAUAAGAGUUUUAAUAUUAAGCAUAAUAAACAGCAUAAUUAUAAUACUUAAAAUAGUGUUUCUGACCAAUUAUAAUAAAGGUAUUGAGGUGAAAAUAAUUGUAUAAUUUAUGUAUAAAUAGACUAAGAUGCUGUUUAUAUUUUUAGGACAUGUAUGCAAUUAUAAAAAAUAUCUAACGGAAAUAGUUAACUCGUGUAUGUAUUUAUUUUUUCUAACUAACUUUAAAAUUAUUACUUACUAAUUUAAAUUUUAUACACAUUAAAAAACAUAUUAAGUAACAUAUUAUUAUUAAUACAUGAUGUGUUACUUGCUAAAUGAUCACCGUUUGUUGUUUCCACUACAUGAAAGAACUUGAAGGUAAAGAAGGAACUGAUUUCGCACAUACGAAUGAUGGCGCUGAACGUCCCGAAGCAUUAUUUUCCCCUAUUCAAAUAAUACAGGCUUGGAACGUUUUCGCAAAAACAUGAGUUUCUUCACUCGUGGAAUGAAGUGUAGAUAAUACACUAUAAAUUGUAAUUUACCUAAUAAUAGAAAUCAUGGAACACCAACCUAACCUCUCUGGUAUCCAUAUUAAUUCUGUUAUUAAUCAGUUUAUGAUUCUGAAAACUUAAAAUAUAACAAAACUCAUGGAGUAGAUGAAAUUCUAUCUGAACUAUUUAAAUUUAUGGACAUAAAUAUUAAAAACGCACUGUACAAAAUAUGUUAUAAUGUGUAGCUUAACAAACGGUGACGUAGGUCAUAUCGGAAGUAGAAGGUCAAGGAUGGGUACGUGAAAUUAUGGCAAACAUGGAUUAAGAUAGCUACGAAGAUUUAAAGGAACCAAGAUUUUUAAAAGGAAACUAGGGGCCGUGGCGAACUACUGCAAACUAACCAUACAGUUAAAGAUGAGAACACGAUUUAUUUAUUUUUUUUUUUAUUAUUUAUUUAUUUAUUUAAGUUGAAAGUUGUGUAAAAGAUUUACUAUAAAAUGUAAAUAAAAAACAAAGAAUUAUUACCUAUUUACCAUAAUGUAUAAAUAAACGGUAAAAUGUAUUUAAAAUUAUAAAAACCGGUUGGUUUACAUUGCCACUCCCCCUCAAUAUUUAUUUUAUCCAAUAAAUACCAUAACGCAUAGCCUAUAUAUGAUAAGUUAUGGCUCGCGACUUAUCGUAAAGUUAUUAUUUAUUGUAUUGUCAAAACCACACAGUAAUUUGUGACUUAAAGUAUUUAAAUAUUAAUUGCAAUAUUUUGUUUAAUAAUUAAAAGGAUAUUUUACCAUUUUUGACCAUAUCUAUUUGUAUACGUAUUUGUUAUAUCUAUAAAACAGUUUCUAUUAAUAUCAAAUAUAAAUGUCUUUUAAUCAAAUGCAUAAUUUCAGGGGUUGUUGUUGGUGCAAACAAGUGGUGUAUCGAAAACGGUCAGUAACAAUUUGUUUUUAUUAUAAAUACUUUAAACAGUAAUAUUUAGUGAUGUAAAUUUGUAUAAUUAAUACAAUUGUAUAAUAUCGUAUUAUACACGCUGUAUAGAAUUAUUUAUACAAUAGUGUUAAAUUUGAAUAAUUUUUUUUUUAUUUGAUAUCGGUAUAAGUAAAUUCAAAUAGAUAAUGGUUGAGUAAUCAAGUUUUGCAUGUAAUUUCAAAUUUGCAUAUCUUUGAAUACAGUAUUUUGGUUUUCAUACCGUAUAAAAUGUGUAUAAUACAGUAAAAUAUAAAAAUGUAUUAUAAUAAACUUUAAUACACACAGUAUUAUACAAAUUUAAUACACGUAUAAUACAAGAAAAAAUAAAAUACCGUAUUUUACAUCACUAUUAAUAUUAAAUAAAUGAAAAUGCAACAAAUGGAACAAUAAAACUGUUUUCAUUACUAUACAAAAUUUAAGUAAUGUGGUCCAAUUUUCUAUAGGAGAAUAAUUUAAGAUUUCUUCCACAACUUUAGUUAAAAUAAAUUAAAUAAAUAUGGUAUUAUAUUCAUUACGUGAAAACAUAAUUUAGUAUAAAAGUAGAACAGAAACAUUUAUUGAUACUUAACCAGUGAACAUAUAUUAGAUUAAAAUUAAAAUCUAGUUAUUUGAACUAAAUUUACAAAACGUUAUAUUAAAAUAAUUAUUCACUGGUUAAGUAUCAAUAAACAGUGUUCCUAUUCUUUUAAUUUUUGUAUUAAAUUAUGUGUAUACAUAAUGAAAAUAAUGUAACGUGUAUUUGAUUGAUUUUGUUUUAACUAAAGCUGUGAAAGAAAUCGUAAAUUAUUUUCCUCCAAAAAGAUAGGCAACUCUACAUUUAAACUCUACUUUACAUUGAAAUAAAAACAGUUUAAUCAUUUAAUUCGUUGUAUCAUUAUCUGUUAAAUAUUGGUUGUUUCAGUACAUUCCGAUUCCGAAGUAUCAGGUUAGAACAGAUCCAACUUUAAUAUUUAAAAUUUACACUUAUUUUUUAUAUAUAUGAUUUUUUAUUAACUGUUAUAUAUAUAAAAAUAUAUAUAUUGUAUAAUCAGAGGUGGAUUUUCAACAUUUUUCUGGAAGGAGUCCUAAAAAAUAAUAUUUAUUUCAUAGAUAUAUACGAUAUAUAUUGUAUUAUUAGAUACCUAUUUAGUAUAUUCAAUUUUAUUAAAAUAAAAUCAGUGUCUGGAAAGAUCUAGGUCUCCUGAAUCCCCCCCGCUCUAUAAAUCUGCCGCUGCGUAAAAUUUGUACACUUAAAACUUACAUAUCUUAAUGAUUAUAACUAUUUUUUUUAAUCAUUCAGUAAAAUUUAUUCAAAACUAAAAUAUUUAAAUUUUAAUGAAUAGGAAAUGAACACAAAACAUAAGACAGUCAUUUUUUUAAUUUUAUUAUAGUUUUCUUAAUAGUUGAGAGAACUGUAAGAAAAAAAUAUAAGAAAAUCAGGAAAACAUACGGUCAUUUUUUUCGAUUUUCUAUUUUUGUCGUAUUUUAAUAUGAAAAAAAUCAACGAAUGUUAAACGAUAAAAGAAUCUUCGUGUAUAGCAAAACUUCGCUCAGAUUCGUUUUUCGCUACAAUUAUUUAUCGUUGCGUACAAAUAUAAAUUUGAUAACUCCAUGUAUUCUUCUCAACUUCCCACUUUCAACAGUCACACAUCAAUCAAUAGGUAUUAGUUCACGUAGGAGUAUUAUUUCCAUUUUGUACAAUUUUACUGAAUUAAGAUAACACCAAUAAUAUUCGUGAAUUAUAAAAAAAAUUAUGUGUAAAAAAAAUAUUUCGCCAAUCAAGUUACCCAAGAAGCAGUUUUACACUCAAAGGAUUCCCAUAAUGAUUCCCAUAGUGAUUCAUGUAUUCACUUACAAGGUUAUAAACUCUGUUUUAACUUUACAUUAUAAAAUUAAGGAUGUAUAAAUAAUAAGUGAUAAAGAAAUAAGAGAAUCAUAAAAUAAAAGGUGAAAAUUAUUUUAGCUUAACAAAAACUGUAUAAAAGAAUGAAAUGCCCUCACGUGAAUUUUUUUUUGCUACGGUACUAUAUGUGCUAUUAUACUGUUUAAAUCCACCUCACUCAGAAAUUAUUAAUUAUCUUGUACAAUAAUAUUAAUUAUGUAGACUAAUAGUUAAUAAUUGGCUUUUAUUUAUUUUAGAAUGUGUUGGUAAGAUUAAAAUUUAAAUAAGAAGUAUAAUGGUAUCAUAUUAUAAAAAUAUAUUGGACAACUAAAUAUAAUUCCGAUAACCAAGGCUAAGAGUUUGAGCUGGUAAGGUCAUAUAUUGAGGUCAAUCUUAAUUACGAAAAAUACCCCAAAUGGAAAUUAUUAAAGACCCUUAGAGAGACUUAAACAGUGAUAACUGAAAAAAACUGAGUUAGGUUAAGUGUAAAGACAUACAAAGGGUUUACAUUGGUACUGACAGAAGUAGUUUAUACAAAAUGACAACAUGAAUUUUUCAAAUUUGUAAAAAUUCUGGUGCAUAUUAGAUUGUUUUAUAGUUAAUUAAAGAUUAAUUAAAUGUUUAAUAUUAUUUAAGCAUAAUUUAGCUUCAACUCGAUAUCAAUUUUUAGGUACCUAAUAAUGAACGAAAUUCCCAAACCAUAUCCUAAAUUUCUAAUAGACCAAUUUUCUAAUUAGGAAUUAAAAAAUUUGACUAACGAAAAAUACACAACAUUUUACUAAUUUUACAGUACUCUGUCGUUUUUUGAUUUCAUAAGGACUAUCCUCUUUGACUCUUUUAAAAUUUAAAACCGCUUCUCAUCCUAAAUUAGAAAAGACAUAGGUAUAAAGACUAUAUCCAGUAAUAAAACCACUUGGUAAUGACAAUCAAACAAAGAGAUUUGAGUAGGUAUUUGUGUGAACAAAAUAUAUUGGCUCAGUUAUUUUAGUAUUAAUUGGUUCAUUAUAAUUUUUCUUCCAUAAUAAACGGUUUAUAAAUAAUUAGUAAUAAAAUAGUAUGUAUUGAAAGAAUUAUUUUAAUUUAAACAUUUUAUUUUUAGCUUCACUUAAAAAAAAUGAAAUGGGCAGUAAGUAAAUUAAUUUGCAUUACUGAUAUUAAGUUCAAACUUGGUUCUAUUAAAUUAUUAAUAUAUCAAGUAUAGACAUUCAGAAGGCUGCAUACGAAAUGCGUUCUAAAAAAAAAAAUCCGUUAAGUGACUACGCGAAUUACAUCCCAGGUUUUUUUGAUUAAGUACACGAAUUGUGUCUGAUCUACCUGCAAAUUAUAUUUUUAUAAAUAUCUACAUAAUAUAAUAAUUUUUACAUAAUUUUUACAUGUGGUAAAAUUUUCAAACCAUUUGAGCCAUUUUUAGGCUUUUUAUACAAAUUUUAAUAGUUUUAUCGAAUUUCAUAAAAUGAACAACCAUUUGGUUGGGAAAAAAUUUGAAUCUAAUGAGCUCUAGCAUAGCUUCUGCUCAAGAAAUUUCAUUUUUUCUAUGGCCCGCGGUAAAAAAAAAUUUAGCCACCAGCCACCACUAUGUUAACUAAUGAACGAAUAAUAAAUUCGUUUCUUUCGAUAAAGAAACACAUCUUUGUAAAACAAAUAGCUUCGCUCUACUAAGAAUCAAAAAAUAUUUUGUAUUUAAUCUCUCUACUAAAUUUAAAACUUUAGGUUAACAAUUUAUCAAUAGUUACCUAGCAUACAUCUAGUACCUUCCGUAUAAUUUUAACAUCUAUAUUAAAGUAUUAUUUAGCUAUAGUGAAAAAUAGAACGGUUUAGUAUUAUUGUAUUCAACAACCAGUGGUCGUCCGGGUCUGACUCAAGGCAGUAGAAUCCAUAUUAGGUAAUUAAUAUUAGAACACUGUUUCGUUUAAAGACUGAGACUCUCAAAACCAUAUUUUACUUGAUAAUCUAGAGUCGUCUAAUUUUGAGUAAUGUUGACUAACUGACCCGGUUUAGUUUAUAACCGUUAAUUUUACCAAAGGUUUUAGGAGUUAUGUUAUUUUAUGCAUAUCGGAUAGUCUCAAAAGUAUAAUUAGAUUAAAUCUCAAACUAAAAUUUUACAUUGAAAAUAAAAAAUUAUAUUUCUUAUCGUCAUUUGCAUUGUUAAAUAGAUACAUUAAAUAUUAUAGUGGGUUAUUUUUAUUAUUCUGCGAUGUUGUAAAAUUAAUAUAGCUAUUAUGGACAAUUCAGGGAAUUUUUCCAGCCACCUCAUCAUGCUUAAUUUAUCAGAGUGUUUUACUCUAUAAGUGACCUUUGACCUUUAUUAAAUUUUUAAUAUCUUGUCAAGAACAAAUCAUUCUUAGGAAAAUAUUGUAGUGAUCUUUGAAUCCGAUUUUUUGGUACAAUUAGUACUGAAGUAAGAUCAAUAAGGACUUUUGAUAUUUUAUUUAUAAUGAUUUACUUAAGGUCCAAUUUAAUACCAAUUUUCAGUUCUAUUUAGAUUAUUUAGAAGUUAACAUUUUAUUUUUGUCUAUUCUGACUGAUUUAGAAACGAUAAUUUGCUAUUAUAAGAAUAUUGUUAAUAUUAUUAAUUUAUAAAUUAUAAAUAUUUGUAGUAGUAUUUAGAAAUAUUUAUAGAGUGAAAGCAUUACUUUUAUAAUAAUAAUAUUAAUUUUUUUUAGGUGAAUCGGGUUCAGAAAAUUAUUUUAAUUCAUUUCUUAGAUUUUUUAUGGAGGGUAAGGAAUAUAUUCAGCGCUAUAAUAUUAUAUGAAUGUAAUCAUAGUUUUUAUACAUGGCUAUUUAAAAAUAGUAAAUAAUUUAUAGUAGUAUAGUAAUAAUAUAGUAAUAGUAAAUAAUUACUUAACUAAGCACUUAUCAACCAAGCCCGGGUUAAAGGGGGAGUCCAGGGAGAGUCGUGGCCCACGGGGCCACCAGACUCCCAAGACCUCAGUUUUUGCCAUAGUAUAUUUUUUAUACAUACAUUUAACCAUUAAUUUUAUACUAUGAUAUGUCAAUGUUUUCAAUGUCUUUCGUUAUAAUAUACAUAUAAUGAAACUACAAGUAACUUUGUUAAUAAUUAUAAAGGUAUUUAUUUAUUUAAAUAAUAUUAGUGGCUUUUGAAUCGAGAUCUAUAUGAUGUCUAUACUAUUUAUUAUUUUUCUUUCGUUACAACAUAUUGAUUAGUAAACAAUUUACAACAAAUUAUUAGAUUUUCAACGAGAGCCUGGCUGAAAAGUUUGACUCCGGGGUCUCUAAUGUGUUAAUCCGGGCUUGUUACCAACCCAAACUAACGUAUAUUUUAUUAUGCAUAAUACCUAGGUAUAUAAAUUAUGUUAUUAGUAUUGACAAUAUUAUUAUAUUGUUGUAAUAUCUACAUCUUAAACAUAAUAUUGAAUUUAUUAAAAUAUUGCUAAUAUUGUGAUUAUGAUAUCAAUUACAAAUUUAUUUGGUAAUUUGUUGUAUAACUAUGUAUUUAGUUAUUGUUCCAAAUAAACUAUAAAUAUGAUUAAUUUGUUAUGCAAUUAAUUUGAUCGAAUGUAUAAUGUAUAGGUACAUAUUUGAAUUUAGCUUAAAAAUAAUUAUACCUAUUAUAAAAAUUGCAGUGGAAAGGUUUCAAAAAAUAAUAAUAUUUUUUAUAUUUUAGCGACAGAAAUUCCUAGCAAUUUGAAAAGUAAGUUGUUUACUGUAAAUAUUUUACUAAGUCUAAGAUAUAUAUAUAAUUUAGGUUGGUGCUUAUUUUUUAACAUUAUUGUUUUUUGAUGCUUGACCUCCCUAUUUUUUUAUUACCAUGUAAAAAGUAAUCCGUGUAAAAUUUGGUCAUAAUACCUUACCCCCUUCCCGUGUCCCAAGAAGGUUGAAAAUGAGGAAAUAAGAUAGUUUUGUGGUUUUUCACAAAUAAUUCAAUAAUUAUAUGACUGAUCAUAAAAUGAUAUAAAAUUUUUUGGUAUUUCUUCCUAAUGUCUAUAUAAUUUAUUAUUAUACGAUUUACUGUAAAAACUGAUUUUCCCAAGAAAAAUUAUGAAAUACAAAUAUUUCACGUAUUAAACAAUACAGAUUUUUGUAAGGUUAUUUAAUUAUAUUUGUCAAAUGGUUGAAGAUAUGAAACAAUGUUUAAUAUAAAAAUGAUAUAGAAUUUAAUUUCUUAAAAAAAAGGUUUUUAAUAAAAACUUAAUUAAAACGACUAAUUUAAUAUAGAAUGUUUUUUUUUUUUUUUUUAUAAACGAAUUUUAAUAUAAAAUUUUGACGAAAAUCGUUUUGAGUAAAAAAUUAUGUGGAACAAAUUUAAUUUUUCAAUUACUGUUUUGAACAUACGUAUAUUGCCGAUUUAAGAACGAUAGUGAAGUCAGAAUUAAGCGGAUUGACUUAGUUUCAAAAUAAUUUUUGAAGUUCUGAUAUUAUACGGACAUUAUAUUUAAUAUAAAAUAACUCUAUACUCGUAUAAUAAUAAUACAAUUCUAUAUAGUCUAUAUUAUCGUAUGUCUAUUAUAAUCUUUUGGUAGAUACGUACCUGUUUUCAUCAAAAAGAUCGCGGGUUCAAACCCGUGUUCCAAAAGAGAAUUUUUUUCUUUUCAACUAAACAGGAAAAAAACAAAUACAUUUUAAGUGUACCUAGAAACCUAAGUCAUCGCUCGCUCGAAUUAUUUAAAUCGAAAAAUACACCUCGAUUUAUUGUACACACUUUUCUACCAGAAAUCUUCCUCCGAAGUAUCGAGUAUAGAACCAUUUCUGAAAGAGUUUUUCUGGAGUGAUACUUUAAGGAGAUUAUUUUUUAAUUUUCUCAGGAGUUUUCCCAAUAAAUAGAAAAAAAUGUACAAAUGUAUUAGUAAAAUAUUACUGCUUUUUUUCCUGUGAAUAAUUUUUCUGUCAGCAAGUUUACUCCUAUUUACAAUGAUAGGACUUUUUCUGAAAGAAAAUCUGAUUGGGGUAAUACAAGAAGGAGGUAAUUUUUGAUUUUCCACAGAGUUUUCAUAAUAAAUUGAAAAAACCAGGAAAAAACGUAGGAAAAAUGGGAAAAUAGGUACAAUAUUAAACAAAUAUUAUUAAAGAAAAUACAGUGGAACCUCGAUAACUCGAAUCGGUUGGGGACGAAAAAAAAAUUCGAGUUAUCGAAAAUUCGACUUAUAGAGGUUCGAGUUAUCGAGGUUCCACUGUAUAUAUGAUGUAUAUGUAAUUAGUUUACCAUAUUAUGGCAUAUGUAAAUUUGACAAAGCAACACUAUUAACCGAACUCCCUCUCAGAAUCGUUUUUUUUUUCGUUAAUAAUGAUUAAUCGUUGCAUUCAUUAAAUUUCCCGUCUACCGUCACAAUUACUAACCUACAACAGUGGCUCACCCACGUGCAAAGUAUUUCCGUCUUUUUUAUUAUAAUACAGUGGUCGUUUGAAUAAUACAAUUGACUUAUUUGCCAAUUAGACUUGAAAGGGAUGGUUCCGAUUUGGACGUAUACUAAUAACAGCAAAACAUUUUUCUAUCAACUCACUACAUCGGUUAAUGGGAUUAAUUUGAUAAUUGGAUAAAUUAAUAAAAUUGAGAACAAAUAAUGUAAAACCCGGUAUUAACUGUUAGGCUGUAGGCAUUCUGCUCUUAUUGUGAAUAUUAAAUUAAAUUACUGUUUCACAAUAAACUAAGCAAUCGCCAUUAUUAAUGCGAUAGAUUGUAAUUGACUAGGCAUUGUCGUGUUCAGCGUAUGCCACGUGUUUGAAUUUUCAUUUGUUUAAAUUUUUAUUUUUUUUUUUCUAUUUUUUCUAUUAAAUACAAAGAUACAUAGGUGAAUUAUUUUAUUUGUAUACAUUUCAUUACAUAAUAGUUGAAAUCUCAAGCAAUAUUUUAAAUUUUUGAAAAAAGAAUAUGAGGUUUUUUUUAUAUUUUUUCGAUAAUUCGCUUUAUUAACUCAUUUAGUUAACGGACUCAAAUGAUCCUAAAGUGAUUCAAAUAAGUGGCAACCACAGUAUAUGAUUUGAUGAUCUUGAUGAUUUUGGUUAAAACCAAACGUGUUAUUUUAAUCCUUCUGCCUUGGUUAAUUAUUCAAAGUGUUGCUUUUCAGUAUAGUAUGUAAUUAAAAAAUUAAAUGAAUAAAAACAUGUAUAACCAUUUUAACAAAUUGUAUACGAUUGAAAAAAAUAAUAAUCAUACUGAUUUAUGUGUAUGUUUAUAUUUAAUAGCGUACGCAGCCAAGUACUUUGCAUUUCUCCAUAUAAAAAGUUCUGAACGUAUGUAUUAAUACACUGUGUAAAUUACGUCUUAAAGUAACAUUAUUUAUGUGAAUAAAAAAACACUGGAUAACCUUUUUACCCACUAAUAAAACUAAAUAAUUUUUAUAUUUAAAUAAAUAUGACAUACCUACAACACCUGUAUACAAAUAAAUAUUUUAAUUCAAAUUAUUUAAAUGCAAUGUAUAAUGCAAGUAUGAAAUGGUUUAUCGUUGCUUACAGGUAUACAUUAAAUUACCUAAAACAAUGGCUGCACCCAUUUCCAUUAUCCUAGGACAGCUUUUUUUAACUAGUCGGUCAACCAUUACAAAUUUAACCACUACCUAACAUACUAUAAUAAUUGAAUCGUUUAGUAUAAAUACACAAAAAGAUGUCAUUUAUACGGAUUUAAAAAUAAACGUUCGAUCGAAUUGAUCAAAAUGUAUUGUUAUUAUAGUUAAAGAUAAAUGGUAUAUAUAAUUCCUUAUUAUCAUGGUUUUCUUCAUUCUUAUCAAAAAGAUUUUAGAUUAUGAAAUAUAGUAAUUUUUUGUUCUUAUCCCAUACAUAACUCAAUUGGAGUUAUAUAUCCACAAGGAUAUUUCUACUAUACAUUAACGACAUAUCUUCUACAUUAAAUCAUUUUGACAUUUUACUUUUUGCCGGUGAUGCUAAAAUAUAUAAAACUACACUCGGUUUCUAAUGCUAUAGAAGUGCAAUUCGAUUUAAAUUUAUUUUUCGAUUGAUGUACGAGAAACGACAUGGAAUGAAAUACAUAUAAAUAAGGUUCAAUUAUUUCUUUUUCUCAAAAAAAAAAAAAAUUAUUUAUUUUUAAUUACAUGAUCUCACAUGCAAAUUUAAUAAGUGAUAUUAGUGUUUAUAUAAGUAUAUUUUUUAAUACAAAAAUUAAUUUCAAGGAACAUAUCAAUAAGAUAAAAAUAGAGCAUCGUCAAAAUUAGGACUCUUAAAACGGAAUUAUUCAAAUUUUAAUAAUUAUUUUGCUGUAAAAUGAAUCUAUUAUUCUUUUGUACGAUCACAGUUAGAAUUUACUGUACUUAUUUGGUCUCCUAAUUCCUUGUUGCUAAAUCAAACUAUUUGAUUCAAAACUUUCUCUACAUUUGUUUUAUUUUUCAAAUGCCAUAUCCUGAGGCACCUACAUUCUGGUUAUGAAAAAGUAUCCAGAUUUUUAGUAUUCCUAUGUUAAAUGAUUGUAGAUAAUGUUUAAUUAAAUAAUACAAUUAAAUGCUUUAAACUACCUAUUUAGUGUUUAGGUAGAAAUAUAAUAUUUUUAAUACUUUGCAAUUAUGUUUUAAACUUUUACCAAUAAUUGUGUUAUUAAGUUAGUUUUUUCAGUUUUUUUUUUAUAUAUAUUUUAUUUUAAUCAUAAAUGAAUUUAAUUAUCCAAUUAGUGUGAAUUUUAAAAAUUGUAUUUGUUAUUUUGUUAACCUAUAAUCAUAAGUUAUAAUAUCGUUAUCUAUCAACAUAUCAACAUAUUAAACUGUAAUAAUUUUCUUUUAUGAAUUGAAUUAGUUCCGUAAAUAAAUAAAUAAACAUUUAAUGAGUAUCCUGUUGUAAAACAUUAGUUUUUCAAAUGAGGACCUACAUAUUUUGAUGCAGAUUGUCAGUUGCAUGAUUUUUCUAAAAAUGUUGACGUAUUGUAAUCGAAAAUUGAAAUAAAAGUUUCUGAGUUAUUAUAAUUUAAAUACUAAAGGAUAAUAUUUGCACGAUUCAAAACAAGAAAUAACCUAAACGCCACUUUUAUGAAACAGUCGUUAUCCAAAACUAUAAAAGGCUAUUAUCCUUAGUAUUUAAAGUAGAAAAAUCUCAGAAACUGUUCACUUAAACUACCGAUUACAAUACCUCAACAUUUUUAGAAAAAUGGUUUGAUUGACAAUUUGCAACAAAACAUAUAGGUUCUCAUUUGAAAAAUAAAUGUCGCUACAGAGUACUUCUUGAAUAUUGUAAAAAUCUAAAUAUGUGAAAAUAUCAUUUACUGAACUUAAAAUUCCAAAAAUCAGAAUUUGAAUGUAUGCAUAAUUUAACAAAAAUCAUUUGACCGAUACUGCUGAGUGAGAUCUAAAUUAUUUUCUAUACCCUGUUCAACUUAAGAGCAUAAAACUAUGUCCGUUUUCGCGCAUGUGUUCUCAUUCUUGGUUAUCGGUACCGCUUCAUCCACUCACCCGCCUAUCAAUCUCGCCACCGCUGAUACACAUGGUACAACAUACGUAAAGAACAAAAUAUCUAUAACAUUUUGUUUUAACGGCCUUACCGCGUACACGUAUAUUCUCACACAAAUGCUCCGUUUUAAUUUUAUAAACGUUACAAUUAUCUUUUAAGUAAUGUAAUUUGGUCUAUGUUGCCCGUUAAUUUGACUGAAACGGUAUAAAUAUAUUUGUAUACAUAAGCACACGCAUAUUUUCACUGAUGGUGCAAACCAUAAAACCACUACAUAUAAAUAUCUUAUAAGUAAUAAACCACAAAAAUUCUUUAAUAUUAUAUUAUAUUUUAUUUAGCUUAUAAAAAAAAAAAAUCGCAAUUGUAUGUAUGUACAUAUCAUAUAUAUAUAUAUACGUAUGUCAUAUAUCAUGUGUCGUAUAUAUCAUAUAUCAUAUAUAUACGUUAUCAGAUAUAUCAUUAUUUUGAUUAAAAAAUUUUAUAAACUACAAUUCAAGUUGGCAAUUAUUUUCAAGACUUAAAUCCAAUGCUCGAAUUGAGAGGGGACGCAGGGGGACUAAUUUUUCAGAAAUGUAAGCAUACCGUUACUAUUUGUUUGAAAUGAAACGCAUGGGACGCAGUGGAGAAUACAAGGUACCAUGUCUGGAAAGAGCUGUAUAUAUAAGAGACUGUACCUAUAAAAGUAUUUAGUAGAAUUUCUGAUCUCUAUGAUUACGUUUCAUUAAAUAAACAAAAUAUAAUAAAACAGAAGCAAUAAAUGUAAUAGAUACAAGUUUUCUUGACCUUUUUCCUAGGGGUUUCCCGAUAAUUAAGAAAACUAUAAAGAAAAUUAAAAAAUAACCUCCUUAGUCCUUAUUACACCAAUGAGAUGUUAAUUUUUACUAGGAACCAUCUCCUCUAAAUUUGAUAAUUAGAGCAAGAUUUCUGAUAGAAAAGUUGUUCAUAUACAAAAGAAGAACAAACAUAUCAUCGUAAUAGAAUUAUGGUUAUUAUAUUAGAAUCUAUCUAUAUCUAAUAUAUCUAUCUUAUAUUAUAUUAGAAUCCAAAAUAAAUAAUAUCUAUUGUAGUAGGUACUAUACUACAAUGUGAACAAAAGUUAGCCUGCAGUAGGAAGUGUUUGUUUUCAGAAAUUAUGAAUUACUGAAUUAUGUUUAAAAAUUGGUGUGGGAAGUAUGAAGGGCUAAACCCCCCACGGGUUGAGUUGAGUUUAAUAAUUACAAAGGACGCACAUUUGUUUUUUAUGUCGUAUAUUCCCUAUUCUUAUAUUUCAUCAAUUCGAGUAAUGCUUAAACCAUGCAUAUAAUAGAAGACUUUAGUAUUGGUAGCAAACCUCUUAAAUGCUCUAUAAUGUUAAAAACAAAUUAUGACAACUCGUUGGGAGUGAAAUUGCACACCCCACAACCCGCGUACGAACGCCUAUACGUGUAUAUUACGAUUUAUUAGGCGAUAGGUAUUAUAGAUAUUAUAACUCACUGUAUACACGACAGCCAUAGCCACGACAACAGCACGUGGCCGCGGCGUAUGAUUGGUAACGAUUGUUUCCGAUUAAUCAAGUAGGGAGUCCAGCAAUGUUCAGCAGUCAUUUACGUAUGCGCAAACGGGUAUACUCUUAAAUUGAACAGGGUAUAAACAUAUCACUAAGUUAUUAUUCUUAAAUAAUUAUAUCCAAUGGAAAAUUAUAUACACCUAUACCAGUUAUAUAAUACCACUAUACUAAUAUAUAGUUAGGAAUUUUAAUUUUGAAGAUCUAUUUUCUAUUUUAUCUCUAUUUAUUUAUACACUAAAAAUGUCCCUAGUUGGCUAGUUAAGACAUGUAUGACACAUUUAAUUAAGUUGUAUAAACAAGUAUUACAACAUAGUAUUUUAUUUUAACAAUUUAAAAAACCAAUAAUUUGAAUAAUUGUUUGUUUCAAUUGAUUUAGUUAAAAUUUUGAAAACAACGCCAUGGUGUUCUGGAGGUUAGCAAUUGUUUACCUAUUUUUUUUUCUAUUUAUAAACUUUAUUUUUUUACAUUGUUUAUCAUUUAGUUAUUAUUAUUAACUAAAUGAUAAGUAGAAGAAUGAAAGAUUAGUAAUAACUUAUUACUAUAGAUUCAAUGUUAUUACCAUUGAUUUUAUAAUAUACAGAUAACUAGAUUAACCAUUCAAGUGUUAAAAUUGUUAAAUUUUUUCAACUGUCGGGUGAUACAAAGGUAGAUACAAAAAAGCGGGUACCAAGAGGUUUUUAUUUCAAAAUCAAGAGUGGGUAGUGGUUUUACCCCCUAAAAUAAAGAGUGACAAAAAAUAACAGUAAUAGAGCUACGUAUUCUGUAAAUUGUAAAAACAAAAAAAUCCGAAAAACUUAAUACCAUUAUAGAUUAUAUGUGUUUUACGACUUUUAUGUUAUAUUGAUCACCAUGAUCACCCUGAAAAAGAAUAAUUAUAAAUAUUGGAUCAACUUAUUUUGAGUUUGCUGGCCUUAAGCAGAUAUAAUACCUAUCUUUAAAAACAGAAACAAGGCAAGAACAUAAAUGAAUGACACAAUAUUAUAAUUACAUGUAAUACUGUUUUAGAGUCUGGGUACCAAGGUUUCACAUGUAUUGGUAAGCUUAUUUGCGUACAAUAAUAUUAUACACCUAUUAUUAUUUUAUUAUUAUAACUAUCGAAUGAAUUAAUCGAUAGUUUUCAUUCAGUAGUAGCACCGACUGAUUUUGUCUAACGAUAGUUUAAAAAACAACCGAGUACUUUUUCCUUUUAAAUAUAUAUUAUCAAUAGAAUAAACUAGGAAUUCGAUAGUCUGAAAGUUUUUUAUCGGUAGUAUCGGCACCGACUGGUUUACAAAACAAUCGAGUGUUUUUGACUCGAUAGUUUAAAAACAAUCAAGUACUUUUUCAAUUGAAUAGAUAGUGUCGAUAAUCGAUAGUUUUUAAAAACAACCGAGUAAAUAGAUAGUUUGAAACUAUCGAGUAGCUCGAUAAUUUUCACUCGGUAGUGCCCAUCACUACUACGAUAUACAUUACAUAUUAUUCAGUGUUUAGUCGGUUCGUUUUAGUGCAUUCAAAUAGUUGUUAUAAAUAUACUUAUUUUAUAAAUAUUUUCAAUUAACCAUGGAUUCACAGUGGACGAUUCAAAAAGAGAAAUAAGGAAUUCAAAUAUUAACAAACAUUGAUAAUCCUACCAUAAGAAAAGGUAGAGAGAUAUUAGCACGUCAUUGAUAGAUUUGACUUAAUUCAGAUAGCUGGCGUUCAACGAGUAUGACGGAAGCGCAAUAAAGGAAUUAUAGCGAUAAUUAAUAAUUUCACUAAUAUUAUUCAUGGCAUUUAUGUGGCCAGUGGACGUGAAUGGGAGACGAAAACGCACAAGAAAAUAAAGGAACACUCCUCUAAUAUCCCAAUAUCUGCUGUGAAAAUUUUUAUCAGAAAUCAACAAAAAGAAGUACAAGAGGCAUUGUUGUUCAGACCAUUUUAGAUUCAUCCCAGAACGAGUGAGAGCAAGUGGACCUUGUCGACUUUCGGAAUUUAACUGAUAGUGAUUUUAAAUACAUUCUUUAUUACAAGGACCACUUGAUUAAGUUUUCAUUAGAUCGACCUCUGAAGUGCAAGAAGGCUUUAGAAGUUGCGAAAGAAUUAUUGCAGAUAUUUUUGGCUUUUGGUGCUCCUAACGUUCUUCAGACUGAUAAUGGUCAUAAAUAUACUGCAGAUUUAAUAAUGGAAUUAGCUUCGUUAUAGUUGUACUAGUGAAUGGUCAAUCACGUUACCCACAAAACCAGAGGGUCUGGAAAGAGAGGUAAUUGUACGCUGAAUGAUUCACUAAUAGCUUGGAUGUGGGACAACAAUACUAUCGGAUGGAGCUACAGACUCAAAUUUGUAAAAUGUAGUGUUAACACCACAUACCAUGAAGCUAUCAAGAUGACUAAGCAUAUAUAUGCCUAGAUAGCUAUUAAGACGUUGGCUUCCGCAUACGUCUUAAUAGCUAUCUGUAUUCCAAAUUUCAGCCCGAUCCGUUCAGUGAUUUGGGCUGUACGAUGAUGAAUUAGUCAGUCAGUCAGUCAGCCAAAAUAUGUUGUAUUAUAUACAUAUUAUAUAGAUUAUGUAUUAUGAUUACAUUAUAUUUUGUAUUAAUAAUAAAGAAAAUCUACAUUUAUAGUUUUUUAUUAGGUAUUAAUAUUUGUAUGUUUUAUGUGUUAACUGUCAAGGGAAAAAUGUAGGCAUCAAGGAUUUAGUUUGACUAUAGACUAUAGAGUCAAUUAUUGAGUUAUAGAGCUUAAAGCCGGGUGCACACCAAACGCGCAAAACGUUUUGCAACGUUGCUAUUGUGUUCGCUGGGUUUGGUAUAGAUCUAGUCUGCGCACAAACGAGCAUGUUCAUAUAUAUUGUGUGGUUGUUCGGAAUAACAUGAGAAAUGAGCGGUGUUCAGAGCGUUUUGCUUUUCUGGUUUGGACGAGAGAAUUAUCAGUAUCGUAAUAUUGCUGUUGGUAGAACAGGUUUUGAAGCUAUUGAAUACGUCUUUCAAUAAAAUUUGUAUUAGUUUAUUAUUUUUUUUAAUAAUUAAAUAAAAUAAUAAGAAAGUAUAAGCUACAGUUCUGAAUAUGCGUAGGGUUAAAAUAGAGUUAUUCAACUAAUUGAUUCCUAUCGCUGAAAACUAGUUCUAUGGAACUCAAAAGACAAAUAAAUAUAAUUUUUUGAUUUUCCCGGCAGUUUUCACAAUAAAAGAGAAAAAGUGUGAAAAAACGUAAGAAAAACGGGAGAUUUACGAAAAUAAUGCUUUUAUACAUUGUGAAUACUUUACGUGAAAUACUAUAAUAUUGAUACAUUGUGUAUCAUAUAACCGUGUAAAAUUUAUCCUUAUCUAUAGUAAUUUUUGCAUAUCUAAUUGUAUUCUUAUUAUAAAUAGUAAUAUAUACCUAUAGUUUUAUAUAAUAUACCUAUAUAUAAAUAUAAAUAUUUGUACCUUCAAUUGUAUGUCAUAUUGACAAAAUAAUUGAAAAUGUUUUAAAUUGUUUUUUACAUUCUGAAAAUUACGAUACCUAAUCGAAUAAUCAUAAAAUAAUAGGUAUGUAAUCAAUAUAACUUAUAUUUUUAAAUAAUAGUAUUAGUUAAUACCUACUAAAUAUUUCAAAUCGUAUUAUCAGAUUUAAUACUUCGUUAAAAAAUUAGAGUUUUUUUUAGAUACAACAAAAUAAAACUUAUUAAGUAUAUAAAUAUCAAACAUCAAGCAUUUUAGGUUAAUUUAAUUAUUUAGGUGUAUUAAUACAAUAACACCUGAUACCUGUUGUAUGAUACGAUUAUCUAUUAUAUCUUUGAAGUUUUUGAUGUGUGCCAUAAUGAUACUAGUAACUAGUACCUAUGUGUUAUAUUAAUAAUCAGGUAGAUUAAUCGUUAUAAUACUUACAUAAUAAUAUGUUUAGUAAAUAUUGUUUGCCAUACAAUUGAUAUAAUAUUUGUUACAAAACGACUUUCCCAAUUAUAGUGUUUAGUUUUUGGUAAAAAUUGCAAUAGUUUCCUCCCGCCUCUCCUGUUGUCCUACAAUUUAUAUUUGCGCAUGUCUGUGAUUAUAAUAAUAAUUAUUAUUGAUUGAACCCGAACAGAUAGAUUGGAUGUACAUUUUAAACGUAAGUAUAGUUUUAUUUGUUAUUUUAUAUAUGAAUUAAUAUUGAAAAUAUGGGCUUGGAACAUGGACAUUUGUGUUGAAAACCAAUUUUUAUUUUUAUUCAUUGAUGACCAAUAAUUACGUCCUGCACUGGUUUUAUUUAUAGUUUUUGACAGAAUCAUUACUGUCGGGGGUGGAUAUUAAAAAAGAUUAAAUUUCUCCCGGACCCCCUAAAUCAACCUGUUUUCCCUUGAAUGCUGUACUAUAUAUUCUUGAAAAAUUGUAAACAACUAUAAAGUGUUGUCGAACAAUUUCUUUUCUAGGCCAAUAAAAUCCACACAUUAUCUCUCUAUUCUAUAAUAAAAAGUUUUAUUUUGUAUAUCUUUCAUACAAUAAUAUACGUAGUGGGAUCAAAAAGUUCCCGGAAUACUUGAAUUGCGCACCAAUACAGUGUCCAAGAGCAGUAGGAUUGAUAUUAAUGAAUUCUGUAACUUCUUCGGAGUACAUCUGUAUUUGUAGAUUAUCUAUAACUUUCUUUGUUUCGAUGUAACCGAUGUUUUCUUAAAAUAUUUUUUUCGCAUUUGGCCCAAAAGUAAAGUUUUUUUGAGGGGGGGGGGUUGGAGGAUUUUUCCUUCUAUUUUGUUAACAGAAUCUUGUUUGGUAGAGGAAUACAACGUUUCACAGAACUUUUGCCAACAAAUUGCAACUGAAAAACUGCAGAUGUGUCGAAUGAAAGUUGUAUAUAAUAAUUAUUUUCAUAAUAAUAAUCACUACGUGUAUAAUAUUAUGUUAUCAUAAACAUGAAAGAAUAAUUUUCUCUAACCAACAGCCUCCUCCCUCCUUCCUCAAAAGCUUUUCUUUUGGAUUUAUUACAAAAUCGUCAAAUUCGAAAAAAAUAUUUUAAGGGAACAUCGGUUACAUCGAAACAAAGAAAGUUAUAGAGAAUCUAUAAAUACAGAUGUACUCCGAAGAAGUCACAGAAUCCAGUGAUAUCAAUCCUACGGCUCUUGGAUGCUCCGUUGGAGCGCAAUUCAAGUAUUCCGGGAACUUUUUAAUCCCAUUACGUAUUACAUUAUUACAUUAUACGAGUUACGAAUAUUGGCCUGUGAAGUGAGCCAGUUAUAUUAUAAUAUAGCCAAUAUUAUUUUCUACUAAAGCAUAUAAAAACAAUCAAUGUGUUUACUAAUGCAUAAUAAAUAAUUUAACUAUUUUUCAUUAGAACUUGGUAGAACUUUUCUUGCUCCUAUUUUAUAUGUCAGACAUAUAAUAGAACAUAUGGGUAAGUUAAUUUAAUCUACAGUUUAUAAUAAAACCAAUCAAUAGUAUUAAAUUUGAAAACAUUUUAAAUGAAAUUUAAAAUUAAACAAAAUCAAUUUAUAAUAAUUAUAAUAAUCAUAAAAUAUUAAUAAUACAAAUGUUGUUAAUUCUCAUCAAAAUAUUUGUAUUUAUUUUCAAGUACCAAAGUUUAUAAGUGAUCGUAAGUUAUUUUUAUUACUGCUUAAAGUAAAAUUUCUGUCAGUAGUUUGACAUCAGAAUUACAAACAAUAUGGGCAUUAGUUUUUUAUCACUGUUACAAUUGUAACUCAUAAUUAUAUCGUCAUUUUUAGGAAAUAAUAAAUGUUUUAUGCUACUAUAAAAUAUAAAAAUGAAAAAUUUGUUUCUACCAUUUUAUUAUAUACCCUUUUGUUACAAUUUAUUAUAAUUUGCUUUGUUUUCUUUAUGCUUAGAAGUUUAAAUUUAUAGUAAUGAAUGUAAUGAAUACACUUGUAUAUUUGUUUUAAGCUCAAGUACGCGAAUUCAUCGAUUAUUUAUUUAAUUCGAUUAAAGACCAAUUAGGUUUGUAUUUUAGUAAAAUUUAUUUAAUCUAUUAUCUAAAUUAUUAUUAUAAUAUUUUGAAUAAUAGGGAAACACGGGGCUAAACAUUACAAGGGGCAAAGUAUUAUACAAAAUUUCCAAACUAUCUUUAUCUUCCUCCAGUCUUCUAGGGAAGCCAUAAAAUCCCGAAAAGUAAUCUCACAAAUUAUAUUUAUCUGGAAAAAUUAGUAUAGUUCUAGACUUCAAUACGGAAAAUAUAAACACACAAACCGUAUAUUAGCGGAAGGAUAAUAUACUCCUGGAAUUUAAAAUUAACCGGACUAUAUUUUUGUGGACUAUGGAAAUUCGGAGAGUGAUUCGCCAUAUAGUUCCGGACCACAUAUUAUUCCGGAAAGAAAAAAGAAGAAUAAGCGUAAUCUAUGAGAUAUUUUAUCUUUUUAUGGUCAAUAUUCCUUAAUGUAUUUCAGAUUUAUCGCUCAUAAAUCUACUGAUUUUAAAAUUAUGUGUUCUUUUAGAUUCUAAGAGCAGCAAGAAAUGUAUUUACUUUUAUAAAGUAGUACAUUUUUUUUUCCUGUGCACAACUUUUCAACCAGAAAUCUUGCUUCUAUUUACAAUGAUACCCCUAUAUAUUAUCAGUAAACAAUACACAAGUAUCAUCUACACAUAUAACAAUAGAGUCAUCAAUUUCCAUGUUACAAAAACUGUUAAUAUACCUACUAAACAUAUUUACAUAUUAAGAUCGUAAUAUUUGUUUGCCUAUUUAAAAAUCGUUAGAAAGUGUAAACCAUAAUAAAUAUUAUUUUAUAACUGUAUUUAUAUAUUACAAUACUUUAUGCAAAUAAUAUCACAUAAAAUUUGAGUUUCGGGAGUAUAGGGUCGGCAACGAUACGAUUUGUGUAGUAUUUAUUUUUCCCGGAUUUCUACAGUCCGUGAAAAUACAAUCAAUAUGUAAUUCCGGAAUUUUACGUUUCGUGAGAUUACUUUCCAGAACUAUACAUAAUGCGGCCAUUUUUAAUAUCAAGAGUACUUUUUAGUUCUUACUUUUAAGCAUUUUAUGUUUAAUUUUAUCAUAAAAUUCAUUAAAACCACGAUUUUGUAGUUGAAAAAUGAUAAUUUUUUCAAUUUAAAUUUACUAAAAACUAUUUAACCAAACUCCUCUGAAUUUGUUACGUUUGCAAUGGUUUAUCAUUGCAUAUAGUGUAUGAACUAAAUCCUCUAUGAGGCCAAAUGACAUGGGUAUAUACUAUAUUUAUAGUACAUUAUAUACAUAUAUCUAACAAUCCCAAUUCACCAUCUAUAACGGUAGCACUAUGAGCACUGAGUAGUACUCAAGUAGGAUACUCAACAUAUUAAUUAUUUAAUUUAGAUAAUUACUAUUUAAGGUAAUCAUACAUAGUAAACGCGGGUUACUCUAUAUUCCACUAUCUCUAACCUACCCAGUACACAAGAUAUGAAAUCAUUUGCAUAUCAUUAUUACAUAAAUUAUUCAUAUUAACAUUAAAAUUUAUUUUAACAAUAAUUGUAGGCGUCUCAAUGAUACCACUGAAAUAUUGUGAGCUUUUUGAUAUUGGUAAGAAUUUAUGUGCGCGUAUCAUUUGUAUAUUAUUGUUGUUCUUUUACACCUUUUUUGUAAGACAUUUGAGGACCGUUAAAUUUUUUGAUAAUACAUAAUUUACACAUCAUCUGUUUACCUUGUGCCAAAUAUCAUACGUCGUUGAAUUCCAAUCACUUAACAAACGAUGUAUAUAUACGGUGAUAAUUCAUGGACGCGUAUUAUGCAAAUGUAGGUACACUCAGAUCCGCUUAUUCAAUAUCAUCAUAUUUGCACUUUUUUUUAUGAAAAUAUCCCUAGAUUUGUCAUGUAAAAUCCUUCGGGUAGAUAACAAGAGUAAACGUUUUAUUUUUAAUACAAUAAAAUCCAUUGAAUACAAUUUAUUUUAUAAAAUACAUUAUUUUUAAAUAAAAUAAAAUAUUUUGUAUAAAAAAAAAGUGAAAAAAAUACAGUGGCCUUUUCCGGGUUCAAACCCAUUGACGUAAGUUUUCCACGAGCACUAUGACCAUUACGCCACCACAUAAUUUUAAUUGGACUCUUGAGUAUAUCCAAAUUUGCAAAAUACGCUUUCCUGAAAGGUAAUAAUUUUUCAUAAUUUUCUGUAUUUUCCUAAUUAUUUUUAAAACUACUAAAAUACAACUCACCGCCUAAAUUAAAAAUACAACAAAAGAAAUUGUCUGUUGUUUUUCUAUUGGAGUAAUAAUUUUGUGCAGAAAACAUCGUACGUAAAUAUGUAAAAUAAUGAAAUCGUACAAUGUAAAUUUAUUUGUUUUGUCCGGUUUUUCAAAUUAUUAUGAAAACUUGGAAUACCGAUUUUAUUGUUUUAAAUUUUUCAAAACUUUAUUUUCUACUAGAGAUAUUAAUUUAAUCAAAACACAAUCUUUUUUUUUUUUAAAUUUUGGACCUAGGUACUCACGAUAAAGUAGUUUUUAUAAAAAUUUGAGAAAUUGAGAAAAAAAAAGACGAAAAAUGAAAACGAAUAAAUUACGUUGUAUGAUUUCAUUAUUUUAAACUUUUUAAGUGAAACUUCUUAUCAGAGAGUACGAAAAAAAAAGAUUAUCACGCAUCAUAGUCGGCGUCAUAGUCGAUCGUCGGUCGUAGGCCCGGUCGCCGUGAUCACAUCAUCAGCUGUUAAUACACUCACACACACUAUUGACACUACGAGUGAAUGCAAUCAGUGAACCAUCCUGAGAAACUUUUAAUAUAUAAUGCAAGCCAAACCCCUCUUUCAGAAUUUGUCUUUUAUAUCUAUGAAUAUCCUCGAUAUAUUCUGGUCAUAUAAAAUUUUAACUUUUUAUAGGUUAUCAAGGUCACUCCCCUGAUUUCGAAAAUAUAUACAUUACUUAUGUGAAUGCAGAUAAUAACGUAUCAUGAGUAAAUUAAGUCUGUCGGGAUUAAAAUCCAAGAAUUUGGAUUUUCGAACUAUCCGAAAUAUAGAUUUUUCCCACCACUAACACACAUACACAUAAUGUAAAUAAAAAUGUCACGACUAUUUCAGUUAUCACAAGCACAUUAUAUCUUUCGUGGCAAUGGAAUAAGAAAAUUAAUAAUAACAAUAACAAAUUAAAUUAAUUUCAAUUGGAUUUUAUUUUAUUCCAAUACAAAUCUAAUUUUCAUUCUAUCAGCUGAAUAACUCUGAAAGGAGUUUCACUUCAUCGGCACGUACUCAUUACACGUACAAUUGUGUAUGGUUUAUAUUUUUUACAAGAAAUAUUGCUCCAAUAAAAAAACGAGAAAAGAUAUUUUUUGUUGAAUUUUUAAUCUAGUUGGUGAAAAAGAAAGUCGUUUUAUGAUUUUUAUAAUAAAACAAUAAAACCAAAAUGUUUUUACUUUACAAAUAUUCUCGUCAUUUUAUUGUAAAUUUCAUUAUUUAUAAAUUAAACUAUUUUGCAUUCUGAGUGGAGUGAGAUAAAUAGAUAAUGUAUUGAUUUUAUUGUAAUAUGUGUAAAUUGAGUAGAUAUUUUGGUAGAUACUACAUAUUAAAACCUCAUGGUUUUAGUUUGUUUAAACAACUAAACUAACGUUUUACUAAAGGUUAGAUAAUACAAUAUAUAUUAUUAAUUAAUUAAUAUAAUUAAAAUAUGCAUAUUUGUUGUUAUUAAAUUUUUAUUUUUGUAUUAUUAUUAUUACAGAGGUACAACAAAGUAAGUACCGUUUUUAAAUUUAUUUUAGAUUCGGAAUGUAUGGGGGAAUAUUUGCAUUUCAUACUACAGUAAAUAACCCAUUUAGAUCAAUGGAUUGUACUAUUACUUUAAUAAAAAAGUUGCAUGCAUUUAUGGCAUUUGUAUAGUUUUUUUUUUUAUAUACUUUAAAAAUGGUCCCAUAGACAUUUCAUCAAUAUUGGUUUGGUAGUUUGGUUUUUAUAUCGAAAAAUGUAAUCAACUUCAAAAAAAAAAAUAAUAAUAAAAAUACAAAAGUCACUACACUAAAAAACAAAAAAAAAAACCUAUUAUUUAUAAUUUUAAUAAAAUUAUAUUAUCAUUGGUAUACGCGAUACCUUCUGAUCGGUUUGAGGUCGGUGCCAAGUCCGAAACAAAAUAAAACUUAAAGAUAAAAUAUAAUAAUACAGCUUUAAUCAAUACCAAUAAUGAGUUACUGAUAUAUUAGAGUUAUAUUCCGGUAUGUUUCACCGACCUCAAAUCGAUCUGUAGGUAGCACAUACUAAUAAUAAUAUAAUUAUAGGUUCUAGGUUUUAGUUCUUGAUUUUUAGUGUAGUAACUUUUUGAGUUUUUGUUUAUUUUUUUGGGGUCAGUUGAAUUUUUUUUAAGUUUUAUUACAUAUUAUGUUAGUAUACAAGAUGUCCAACCGUGUUCACUGGAUUUAUGUAGACCUGUUAAAUUGUAUCUGUUCAUUUUUUUAAAUUUUCAAAAUAGUCGAGUUGUAGUAAUAUCAAAAUACACAUUUUUGUUAUUAUUAUUUAUUACUAUUAUUUUUAUUAUCAUUUUUUUUUUUUAUGGAAUACAAUUUUAUUAGAAUUCCUUUUCGGUCAUCGAUUACUCAAAAUAUUGAAGACAACAGUUCACACGUAAAAAAUACUUUUACUCUAAUUUCAAGUGAUAUCGACUUAGCUUUAACAAUGACUAGCCAAUCUGAUAUUUCUAAUAAAAAAGUGUUGGUUACGUCAUCUCCUAACAGUGAAAUGCCAUCAUCUUCCUCUUCGUUUAUUAAAAAUUCAGUUACUAGUUUAUCACCGAUCAAAAUGAUCAAUAAAGAGCAUAGUGGGAAGAAAAAAACGAUUCUAUGGAAAUUAGUAUAACUGGUAGAAGAAUUGUUAAUAUAUCUCAUUUAACGAAAUUUAACUAAAGACAUAGACAAGCACGAAGUAUUGGAUUGUGUUUUCAAAGAUAUUAUUUUAAUUGAAAAAAAAAAUUGGAUUUAAGUAUAUGUUCCAUUUUAAAUGUUCGAUGUGUUAUAUUGAAAAAUAUAGUUCAACAUUUCCAUGGAAAUACCGACGGUUAAUCAAAAACGUAUAGUAUUAAACAUAACCUUGUUUAUAAAGGUUAUGCAAUUAGAACAAUGGAAAAAGCAGCCAAAGUUGAGGCAGAAUUAGCGAUAAAAGGAGAUAUUAACAUCGAUGGAACACCGUUGGUGACAGUAGUAGCAGAUGGAACUUGGCGCAAAUUUAAAAUUAAAAUUUUAGAUUCUGAGUGAAGCAAAAAAGCUUAUGGUUUUAAAAAAAAUUUUAUUUUUUUUUUUAUCUGCGCAACUCUUCUACCAGAAAUCUUGCUCCGAUUUUUAAGUACACCUUUUCUAAAAAAAAUUAGCGUAGGGAGGUUACCCUACUACUAUUGAAACUUUUAUUUUAAGGUUUUUUAACACGAAAUUUAUAGUAACGCACAAAUAAAUCAUUCUAAAAUCAAUACGGUUUUCGUCACUCAUGCGUGAUUAUUUAUAAUCCUACCAUAAAUUGCAGCUUACUUAAUUUGUCUAUGUUAAAAAAUUUAGUAGUUAUGCAAAUGCAUAUUUUAUUCAACUCAGUACGUCUAUAUAUUACUAUUAUUCUUCAUAAGGAGCAACUAUAGGCAACCUAACAAAAUAUUAUAUUAAUAUACCAAUAGGACGCUAGAGUACGUUUCUAUUCAAAGUGGUUUUUAAAAUUCCGUAAUUUGACGGCCCGGUGUAUUACUUUAUAUUAUUUUACGUUCUGAAGUUUUAUGGUAUGGAGGUUUCCGUCUAAUUACGAUCCGUCAAAUAACUGUUCAAGAUUUUUUUAAAUUCCGUUCCGUGAAGUCCCGUUUCGUAUAUUACGACCUGUCCUAUUUUCAUACUACGACAGCCAACAAAAUUCUGUAUGACAGUUGAGCAUUUUCCAAAUUUUGACGGCUGACGUAAUUAGAAAUUCAGUGAAUUUGCUUUCCGUAAGAUUACAAUUUUGACGUUCCGGGACAUUAUGGUUUGGCCAUUUACGUACUGUAAUAUUGUUUUCCGUUUGAUUAUUUUCCGCGAUUUUACAUACAUCCCUCCCAUAAUACCUCUACCUGCCGUAGAGACAAAAAAUGUCAUUUCAUCAGAUAUAGACAGCCGGUGUAAUAUCCUAGGAAAACUCAGAGGUCGAUCCCAAGUCAAUUAAAGUUGGCCACCCCUGGUGUACGUUAUAGUUCGUACACUGAUGAACCCCACACACUUUCGGUUUUAGCAACCUUAUACGAUGUACAGUAUAGUCCGGAUAGUUUUAUCCAUGUAUCGAAAUGUCCAGUAAAUAUAAAUCCUCGUCGAGUUGUUAUAAUAGUAUAAUUAAAAAAUAUAAUGUGUCAUAAAAUGUAGUGUUAAAAUAUAUAUUAUAUAUAUUUGAAACAAAUUAUUUUAUUAAUAUUUAAAUAUAAUUUACAAAUAAAGCGUUAAUUUAUUGUCAUAUCACUAAAAACUAAAAAUAUCAUAUAAUUUUAUGCUUCGAUCACGGAGUGGCCACAUACCUUUCGUAUCGCUAUUAAAAAUAGCAUAUACAGAAGCAAAAUCAAACUGCUCAGACUUUUUCAGUCACCGUGUAUAGUUGACGGGACAAGACGAGAAAUGGCAAUAAGCGGUGACGGAAUAAAUAAAGUUGAGAAUUUUAAGUAUCUUUAAUCUUUUGUACAAAAGAAAAUUGGCUUUUAAAAGCAUGUGAGAAAUAGGAAUAAGUGCGUUUCGAUUCAGUAAAGUAAAGCAUCAGGUGUUUUGCGACAAGAAAAUGUCAACAAAACUUGAAAAAGUGUAGUUAUUUAUAAUAUAUUUAAUUUAUCAAUUAUCUGUAAUAAACUAUUAAACUAAGAAAUGCAAUUUUUUUUAAAAUUAAUCUAAAUCGUAAGUUUAUUAAUCUUAACACAAUAAUUGUAAUUGUUGUGUACCGCAUAUUAAUUUUUUUUUUUAAUUUUUUAAGACUAAAUUAAUUGCACCUGUAUAUAUUUAUUUAUUUCUUCAUCUUGUUAUUUUUAUUUGCCAGAAUGUAUCGGUAAGUGUAAAUACAAGUCAAUAAUAUGCGAAAAAAGAACCAAUAUAUAUGAGUAUAUUUCAAAAAAUAUUUAUAUGAUUUAUUAUUUUGUUAUUGCUUAAUCCAAUGGCCACGGCCACAUGUUAACAAAAUUUACAUGUCGUUGGUCAAUUAAGGUAGUCACUAUUUUAAAUAGAUACCUAUUUAUAAAAAGGUAUUUAUUUAAAAUAAUUAAUAAUACAUAUAAAUAUCUUAAGGGUCAACAAGUUAUCUGAUAAUGUUUCAAUUGAUUAAGGCGGUAUAAAAUAAUUAAUUUUAAAUUUUUCAAAUUUUCCAAAUAAUUAACAUUGUCGAGUUCGAAACUGACAAGCAUAGACCAAAUAUAUAUAUAUGUAUAAUAUUCUUUUCUCCUGCUUUAUCUAAACCCAUCGUAAUUUUUUUAUCUACUGAGUUUUAGUUUUACACUUGGAAUACUAAUUUCUUUGAGACAUUAUUAAAUUCAAACUAACAGAUAGUUAAUGUUUUCCCAUUUUUCCUCUGCUGUCUCUAAACCCGUAAUAUCUAUAUAUUGUCUUGGUAGAUAGUAGUUGGUUUAGGUUUCACUUAAAAUAUUAUUUUAGACUAAGUCUUAUGUUAGUCACCCUAAGUUCAUUUUUCAGUCCAAUCAUUUUAGUAACCGCGUAAAUAAUAUUAAUAGUGGUUUUCUUGCACAGAGUUUGUGAAGUGUUUAUGUUGGAAUACUUAUAAUAUACUAAUUAUAUUAUUAUGAGUAUAAUAAUAUUAAUACACAAAUAAUAAUAAUAUUAAUAAUAGCACAAAUAAAAAUACAAAUAACAUAAGUGAUAUCCCAAAAAAAAUACAAUAUAAACUCUGUGUAAAAAACGGCUCAGCAUACAAAAAACUAGGCUCUAUAGGUUGUGAUUUAUUUUUAGAUAAUUUUUAUGUUUAUUUUUGGCUAUUGUAUGUAAAUAUCCAAAAUAAAAAAUGUUUAAACUGUUUUUAAUAAUUAAUAAUAUUAUAAAACCUAUAUAUUUUUUGCGUUAAUUUUUAAUCAAUAAUUUACAUAAUAUUAUUCUUUGUCAAAAUGAUUUUUAAUAUACAGAUAGUAUGAAUAAAAAUGGAUUGUCCUGUAAGUAGUUUUAAAUUACUUAGGCAUAUAUAUUUUAUAUUAAAAGAAUAUAUAUAAAUAUAAAAUAGUAAUAUGCCCUUUGAAUAUCAUAGUUUGUCAAAAAAUAGUGCGACUUGAAUGACAAUUGUAAAUACUAUGGUUUUAUAACAUGCAUAUUAGUUUUAAUUGUAGAAAUAACAAUAAUUUGUUAUUUAAAAACUAAUUUAGGUAUUUUCAAUUGUUUUAUCUCAAAUUUUUCUUUUUAUUUAAAUUGAAAACAACUUGCUCGAUAUCAAUUUUAUACAAAUUUAAAACCCACUAUGAGUCAAUGGAAUACGUAGAAACUCAUUUUGGUGCAAAUAACAAACACUGUUUUCAACUAUCUACUGCUGUACAAAUUACAUACUCUUCUUUUAGUGCGAAUUUGGACGAGAUUGUUAUUUUUUGAAGUUGAUACCUGUAUCUCGAUUUUUUAACAAUUUUCAUUUUUUCUUUUUCUUUUUAAUUUUCUACGGCAAAUUAAGUUAACUUUGUGUCAGAAUACUCAAGUUUUAAUUACAGUCGAUUAUUUACAAUUUGAUUACCUUUUAUACUUUAUUCAAAAUAAGAAUACACCUCACGAAUAUAUUCCCACUAUUGGCAACUGGCAUUCGGCCUUCACCACCCACCCAUUAUAAUGGAAGUGGAGGUGUAUGUGGAUUCUUAUUCUGAAUAAAGUACAGUUUAAUUGUGUUAUUUUCCUAGUAGAAAUAAAGUAGGAGAAGGAAGAAUAGUGGAAAUAACAUUUUUUUUUUUUUUUUAGUACGUAGCAUUUAUGCAGCCUUUAACCGUAUUUAUUAUAAUUUGUGUAAGUAAAUUAAAUCUUAUAAUCUUUUAGUUUCUAUCAUUGCUUUUUUAAAUUAUUAUUUCUCCACUAGUAUUUAAAUAUAAAAUAAAAAUAAUGAUUAAUAAUAACUAUUACAAAUUAUAACCAAUAAUCAGUGAUUAUACAUAAUAUGUUAUUUACUCUUUUAGCACUUGAUACAGUAAAAGAAAGUGAGUAUUUUAUUUCUGUAUGAGGAAUAUAUUUUCCUAAGUUCUUAUAUUUCCCUUAAACAGAAUAUUUAAGUAGGAUAAGGAUGGAUAAAAAAGGGGCCUAGGGCCCCAGUUAUAUUUUUUUUUAAAUAUAUCCCUAUAUUACUAUAGUUCAAUCACAGAUAUGUACGAGGUUUGGCUAUUAAAUAACGAGACUACGCGCGCAGAGAGUGUCUCAAAAAGGUUAGGAGAAAACCGAAUACAGCGCUGGUUAGCUGGAAGUGUCUAUUAUGCCAGUACAAAAUCGGGUUUUUGUUGGUGCAUCAGUAUUUUUUCUGUAGCGUUUAGAAACGAACGUGUUUUUUUCUCUUGCCAAAAACGAUGUGUGACGAAAAACAUGAGCAAUGGAUAAACGUAAAAUUUUCUCGUUUAACUAAAAAAUACUCCAACUGAGUGCUAUAAGUUGUUAAAAGAGGCCUAUAGUGAGGAUUACCUAUCUCAGGCGCGUGUUUUUGAGUGGCAUAAAUUAUUUUCUGAAGGUCGAAAGUGCACCGGAAUCCAAUUCAGUCGUAAUCCAAAUUCAAAACCAUGCUGAUCGUUUUCUUCGAUAUCAACGGCAUCAUGAUGACUGAAUGGGUUCCAGAGGGUCAAANUGUGGAAAAACAAGUCGUGGAUCUUGCACCAGGAUAACGCACCUGUCCAUAACGCGCUGUCUGUGAAGCGUUAUUUGGCCGCUUAAGACACUCCAGUACUCGAAAACCGACUUACUCACCCGACUUGGCACCCUGCGACUUUUACUUGUUUCCAAAGAUAAAGUCUGCCUUAAAAGGAAUCCGGUUUGAGUCGAUAGAAGAGGUGAAACAAAAAUCGGCGGAACUCCUGAAUGGUCUUACGAAAACAGACUUCCAGCAUUGCCUCGAGAAAUGGAAGAAACGAAUGAAAUGGUGUGUGGCGAGGGGAGGGGAGUAUAUUGAAGGGGAGCAUUUGAAUGUAGAAUAACUUUUAUAAUAAAACACUUUUUCGUAACCAGUCUCGUUAUUUAAUAGCCAGAACUCGUAUGAUAAUAUAAUGUAUCAUAUUAUAUUGUAAUUGUAUUUGUAUUGUAAAAACCUUGUUGGGGCAUCCCAGAUCUUUGCUCUGAGAUAAGAUUUACAAUUGUUAGAAGGUGACCUAAAACUAAAUUUUCUCUCAUAUUUAUUUAUAUCACAUUAUUCAGUUCACACUUGUGCAUUAUUCGUAGCAAUUUUAAUUUUAAAAAAAGAACUGAUAUUGGGAAUGUGAGCGGCCACUGUUGUAGAUGAAAAGUUGAGAAGGUAGAAUACAUAAAAUUAUUUUAUUUACAUCUGUAAGCAAUGAUAAACCAUAGCUUGACAAAAGACGAUUCCGAGUUCAAAAAUAUAAAAUUUUAAAUGCUGUAAUUUUUUUGUCAAUUUUGUUUAAAUUUGAUUUCAAAACGCUUAUUAAAAAAAAAAGUUACCCAAUGAUUUUGGAAAUUUUACCACGUCUAGGGUAGUCCAAAGUACGUAUUAUUACCAAGUUUCAAAUCUCUACGUGUAUUUAUAACUGAAUUACAACAAAAAAACUCUCAAAAAUUUAAAUUCCUUAAAUGCUCAAAAGUUUCUGCGAUGAUAUAGUAAGAAAGUAAACCAAUGAGGUAACCAAAAAAGUGUCUUGUGAUUUUGCGAUUAAAUCAUUUUUUCUGGUAGAAAACGUCGUCCAUGUUUUUAUAAAAUAAUGAAAUUGUACGUUUUCCUACAUUUUUUUCCCCUUAAGUGCUUUUAUUUAAAAAAUGGCAUGAAAAAUCAAAAUAUGACCUUUAUAAAGUACUAUCUAGACAACUUGAGCUUUCAUAAAAGUUACUAUGCAUAAAAAUCGAAGCAAGUUUACUAAAAAACAUGUCUACAGACUAGAAAAAAAAAAUAAACGUUUUAGUAAAACAAUAGCUCCCUCGCUACACUCUAGAAUCUAAAACAUAAAAGUGCAGGAAACUUAUAUUUUGUAAACAAUUUUAAAUUUUAAAAUUUAAAACCAGAAAUUCCCGAAUUUGUCACAAUACGACCAAAUUGGAAUUUUUUUUUCUAAAUUUUGAGAUAUUCAUAUUAAAAAUUUCCAUCACAGUGACAUAUACUUUUAAUUCCAAUUCAUUAUACACACACGUAAAUGAUAAAAACUAAAUUAAUAAAUAUCAACAAAUAAUUUGUUAAAAUAUAUUGUAAUAUGUAUACGUUUAUAUAAUAUAAUGUAAAUCGUUUUUUUUUUUUAAAAAACAAUUUAUUAAUUAGAAUACAAUUUUAUAAACACCUAAUACUCUAAUUAUAAUUGACAAAACAAAAUAAAAGUACAGCAAUAAUAAUGGUAACUCAAAGUUUGAAAAACUCUUAUAUAUAUCACUUUUGGUAUAAAUUAUAAAAUUAAAUGCUGAUUUAAUUUAUUUAAUUUAUUUUUCAGUUUACAUCCAACACUAUAUUAAAUAUGUGGUGAUGAAUGUUUUAGUAGAUGGUAAUUAUAAAGUUAAGAUAUUAUGAAAAAAGAAUACAUCAUAUUCGAGGAGCGAUGCUAAUCUAAACUAACCAAAUUUAAAUAUAUUAUUAUUAUUAUUAUUUUUUUUUUUUUUUAUUAAAUUAAAUACUAAAAAAGCCGUCAUAUUUUUUCAUCAUAACUGUUGAAGGUUGAGAUUUGGAUAGGUAGGAUAUAUACGCUGUGAGCUCAUAGGCUAUAGCCUCUAAAUACGACCCUACCUAGAACACUUAUUUAGAUUCUGAGCAUUUAAAUAACAGUUAAGUAACAGUUUGGUGAAAUAUUUAAAAUAUAUUCUAUUAAUGUAUUGGUUUUUAUUUAUGUAAAUAAUUAAUAAUUAGACUUCAACAUAGAACUUGUAUUGUUCAUUUUUUGCGCUGAUCUUCUCAUUUCUACUAACUUAUUAAUUUCGGUUAACUAAUAGUUCUAAAAUACUCUUUUUAUUAAUUAUUUGUAAUUUAAAAUUUGAGCAACUUGUUUCUUAAAUUGUUAAAAAAAAAAAAAACAAAAAAUUUAAUACUUUUAGAGUUAUUGAAUUGAGUGUACUGAGUGGGUACCUACUUAAAUAGAUCAACCCGUAAGCUAAAACCUACAAAAUGAUUUCAUAAAUAUCCCAAAAUGAAUAAAGAAAUACAAAAAAAAUGUCUUUAAAAAAAAAUUACUAAAAUUAAUGAACUAAUAAUUAUUGAUUUUUAUCGUAUGUAGACAAAAAACUGAUUAAAGGUACGGACGCUGUAUCAUGGUGUACCUUCAAGAACAAUCCUUCCAUGUUUGAUAAUAUUUCUCAGAAUCAAACUAAAAAUGCUACAGAAACAUCUGAGAAAUCAAAAGAAAUAUUAAAAGACGUAUCAAAAGAAAUAUUAAAAGACGUAUCAAAAGAAAUAUUAAAAGACGCAUCAAAAGAAACACCAGUAAAAAAAUCAUCCGUAGAAAUACCAUUAAAUUUAUCAACAGAAAAAAAUACAGUAAAAGAUUCACAAGAAGAAACACCAUUAAGACCAUCAGUAUCAGAACCAGUUAUUUCACAAAUUAAAAAUCUAUCUGCAGAUGAAAGAAAAAAGAUGUAUUUUGGUUCAAUUCAGAAAAAUACGCCUAUCGAACCCAAUGAAGAUCAAAGUAAAUCAAGGUUCCAAUUUUUAAAAAAUCCCCUAGAAAUUGUAAAAGAAGUGGAACGUAAAUUACAACAACCUAGUAAAUAUUAUUCUGAUUUUAUGGCUAAUCCUAUUGAAACCGCAAAAAAUACUUUCUUAAGAUUUACAACAUUUCAAGAUGACUUUGUUAAUGAUGAUAAAUUUUAA